Capsicum annuum is the source of this 666-nucleotide messenger RNA. RefSeq lists its product as uncharacterized. The transcript has 3 exons. Lineage: Eukaryota; Viridiplantae; Streptophyta; Magnoliopsida; Solanales; Solanaceae. The coding region runs from base 1 to 666 and encodes 221 amino acids. The record is from RefSeq and is a predicted model, not a curated record.
AUGAAUUUAAUAAUCUCUCAGGAUCAAAGUGCGUUUGUUCCAGGAAGAUACAUUACAGAUAAUGCAAUGAUUUUCUUUGAAGUUAUGAAUUAUCUGAAGAGGAAAACACAAGGCAAAGUUGGUUAUACAGCGCUUAAGACGGACAUGAAUAAAGCUUAUGACCAUGUUGAAUGGGGUUUUCUACGAGCAAUGAUGGUAAAUAUGGGAUUUUGUAUGGAAUGGGUGAAUAAAGUUAUGAAUAUGGUAACUACCGUUACAUAUCAAUUCAACAGCGGUGGCAAGCAGUUCAGAAAUAUUUCUCCAGGAAGAGGUUUAAGGCAAGAGGAUGCUUUAUAUCUCCUUAAAGCAGCGAAGGAAGAGGCGAUGACUAUUUGGCAAUGGUUGGAGAUCUAUCAGGCAACUUCUGGUCAACAGGUAAAUUUCCAAAAAUAUGAUAUAUUUUUCAGUCGCAACAUUAAUGCAAGUGUGAAGAAAGAGAUUACAGAAAUUCUUCAUAAUAAGGAGGUGGAUAAUUCUGGAAAGUAUCUUGGCUUGCCGGCAGUAGUUGGAAGAAGCAUCGAAGACUAUGAAACAUUGCUUGAUAGAAUGCCAUUGUACAAAGCAGUGUUGGAUUCAAUCAAAUUUUGGCUGGCAUGGUUUAACAGGAGACUUUGUGGAAUGGUUUGA